GCCAGAUUCUAUGCUGAACCAGAUCCACACGAGGGCGAGACUGUUGCCAACGCCCCCGAAUGUAUUAUACUGUCUCUUGGGUGGAGAGAAAAGGUUAUGGGUAUAGCCCUUCAAGGGCUUUCGAGUCCGGUUGUGGUUAUUACCCUAACCACCGCAUGCUCCGAACGUUUCUCAUCCCGGUGGAUCAAGGGAGUUUUUAGGGGAUACCCCACUACCUGGUACCUCUCUUUAGUAGAGCGACUUGGUGUCGAACCGUUUGACCGUAUGGACACGGGCACUUUGUCCGUGUUGGCGACGGCUCAAAUCUGCUACCAGUAG
Molecule: messenger RNA, 318 nt
Organism: Phycomyces blakesleeanus NRRL 1555(-)
Lineage: Eukaryota; Fungi; Mucoromycota; Mucoromycetes; Mucorales; Phycomycetaceae
Exons: 2
Source: RefSeq, a predicted model, not a curated record